Molecule: messenger RNA, 1552 nt
Organism: Aureobasidium pullulans EXF-150
Lineage: Eukaryota; Fungi; Ascomycota; Dothideomycetes; Dothideales; Saccotheciaceae
Exons: 2
Coding region: 204-1178 (324 amino acids)
Source: RefSeq, a predicted model, not a curated record
AGCAAGUUUGGGGAGCGCUCGUUGCUGUGGCUCCACGCCCCAAUUCUACUCAUCCGCGAGCUUUUUGAGUCAGUAAAAUCUGGUGACUCUUUCUCACAGCUGUCACCUGGUCACAUAUAAAAAGAACGGACAGUUCCCUCAAAGCAUUUACUGUCUGCCAGCACGGUCCACACCUCCACUCCCUCGUCCUCUACAGGCUCAACAUGAGGUUGCUAUUUCUGCUAUCGUCUGCAGCUGUGGUGGCUACUGCCAAGCCGAUUGGAAGUGUCUCAACAGACUCUGUCGGAGGUCCAGCGCCGUCGCCACAUCAACUUGAAGCCAGCGCUACGUGGCCUCGAUUCUACACCUACCACGAUCGACACGACACUCAGUACGAUUCUGCAGCUACCAUCGUAGACGACAAGACGCUCGAGUCUCGUAAUGAUGUCGCCGAACCUGGGCAAGUGCUACCACUAGAGCUUGGGACACAUUCACAACCCGUGGACUUCUGUUUUGACGACUAUUGCUGUUCCGGCAGUCAGUGUGGCAUGGUACCUGCAAACGAACAUGCGGAGUUCCUCGAAGCCCGAGGCGACGACGCCAUGUACGACCGAGAUUACUCCCUCGAACCUAGAGCUGCUGGUGGACCACGCGAUCACUUCUGCUGGAGCCCGCAAGAUCCUAUGUGCCAACCGGACCCUCCUGCUGCGCAGAUCAAGGCACGCGAAGCUCGGGAUACUGACGUCAAGUCCGGUACAGUCGAUUGGCUUGAAUCUGGAGCCGCCGCUCACCCACCGCGCCGCUACUGCUGGAGUGACGUAGACCCGUUCUGCUCAGGCCCUCCUGCUGCACAAAUUAAGGCACGCGAAGCUCAUGAAAACUCAAUCCAGCCCGGUACAAUCGAAUGGCUAGAACCCAGAGCUGCCGCUCGACCACCGGAGCGCACCUGCUGGAGUGACCUAGACCUGCUUUGCUCAGGCCCUCCUCUAGAAGGUCGCAGAGUGAACAGUCAGCACGGCUCCAAACGCUUAUCACAAGCCAAGGCGCGCGAAUCUGUGAUCAUCUCAGCGCCAGUCAAUGACAGUAUCGUAGCUGGAAAAACACCACUACUUGCCAGAGCCAGCAGACCGCCUGGUCGCUUUUGCUUUGGGCAUUACGAAUGGUUCUGCAGACAGACCGCUCACGGCGAGGCGAAGUGAGAGUCGCAGUGAAUCUCUUGAGUACAGUCAAUUCGCUGCAGCCCUCUGAGCAAUGCCAAAGACAUAGAGAAGGUACUAAAGCUGGGGAUUGCGCAAAUGACAGGGCCAGGUAUCAAGGUAGGAGCUCUGGCAGGCUUAGAUACUGCUCUUGACAGAAAGAAUGAAAAGUUUGGUUUGGGUAGGCAGGAUGGUUGGAUUCAAAAGCUAUCAGACCCAUACGACAGCGAAAGACUAAGAAAGUGCAAAACAUGACAAAGAAACUUGAUGAACAUUCUUGACUGUCUCUAUCUAAGGUUUCUAGAAAAAAGACGGUUGUUCUGGCGACAUCCAUGAGUUGUGCCAUGUUGCGAUGUUUGUGUUGUUUGUAUGCGAGU